CCAAAAAGGGUCUUAAUGUAAAGUACCUAAACAAUUUGGGGUCGACCUUGAAUUAGCGAGAAUUAACCAUACCAGGAGAGGGAUCCAAUUCAAUCAGCUUUACUCGACGAAGGUGAGAGGCGUCGCCGGCAGUACGGUAGGUUGCACCACGCUGAUGAUUUUUUCCGGCGGCGGAACGGCCGGUAUCCUUGGUUUCAUUUGCGUCUGUCCUUGUAUGUCAAACUGAGAUAAAGAAGCAGAGAGGCACAUAUCUUUUCGAUCUCUCCGCACAGUGAGUGAGGAUGAUUGGAGUUGGCAAAAUUAAACAAUACACUAACGUUCUCGAUAAACCCCUCAGCAAGGGGAAACAAGAGGUCAGCUUGAGCGCAUUUGCGUUCUUGUUCUCAGAGCUAGUUCAAUACAACCAGACUCAGGUUGAUAACAUAGCCGAAUUGGAGAGGAGGCUUGAGGAUGCAGGUUAUGCUGUUGGGGCGCGAGUUUUGGAACUUCUCUGCCAUCGAGAAAAGGGUAAUAGAAGGGAGACACGUUUAAUUGGUAUUUUAUCCUUCGUGCACAGCACUGUAUGGAAGGUCUUGUUUGGAAAGAUUGCCGACUCUCUUGAGAAGGGAACUGAACAUGAAGAUGAAUAUAUGAUCAGUGAAAAGGAACUUCUUGUGAACAGAUUUAUUUCGAUUCCUAAGGAUAUGGGUGCCUUCAAUUGUGGAGCUUUUGCUGCAGGGAUCGUAAGGGGUGUACUUGACAACGCCGGGUUCCCAGCAGUAGUAACGGCUCAUUUUGUCCCAGUAGAAGGGCAGCAGCGACCUCGAACUACCAUUUUGAUUAAGUUUUCCGAAGAGGUUCUACGAAGAGAGGCAAGGCUAGGAUGAUGCUUGCUUUGCACCUUCUUAUGGGUACUUGAUAAUCUACAUCAAUGAGUGUGGGUAACUUAGGAAAACAGCUGAAUCAGUCAAUGAUAAUUUGAAUCCCGGAUCUUUAUUGGCAAUUGUGUCUUGGUCCACAAUUUGCUACUACAUACUCCAUUUUGCUGAAGUUACAAACCUAACAUUAUGUAUUCAUUUUUUUAAAGAGGGUAGUUGAACUGGAGAAGAAAGAAUACAUGAUUGGGAAUGCUUUGCUUGAUUUCAUCCCAAGUCUCAUGCUUGAUAUUAAAUGUUUUGGAGCUGUUAUUUUUUCAAUUUAUUUUAGCACAGAAGCACGGGGG
This is a messenger RNA of Cuscuta campestris, 1201 nucleotides long. The record is from the annotation of a GenBank genome assembly. Lineage: Eukaryota; Viridiplantae; Streptophyta; Magnoliopsida; Solanales; Convolvulaceae.